AUGGCCACUUUCACGGAUACCAUGAAAAUGUACUCGUUGCCCAUUAUGGCGAAACACCCUCAUAACGAGGAUGACGACGGCAUUUUAUCGAGGGUUAGUGAAGGCGUGGUCCCAGGCAGCGGGUACGAGAUCCUGGACGGGGAGAAAGGCCUAGGCAGUGGCGAUAUGCGAGACAGCAAGACCAAUAUCAGACGAGCCGCCACGGAUCUGCCACGUGCCAAGGCGCCGUACACCCGGCGAUCCGCAUACCUGACGGCCCGGCAACGUGAGGCAUUGGCAUCGAGAUUUUACAACGAGCUGAAGCGGAACACGGUCGUGGGCGAUGACUACAAGGUGCACAUUCAAUCGGACAAGUUCUCUCGGGAACUCCAGGAGGAUUUUCUGCACAUGUUCGCGCAGCCGCAGGACCAGGCGGGGCAUGAGGGCGAGGUGAUAGCGCCGCGUGCGGCGGAGAGCGUGGGGAAGCUGAACAUAUGCAUGCUGAUCGUGGGCACGCGCGGGGACGUACAGCCGUUCAUUGCCAUUGCGCCUUUCCCUCCCUGCCAUCCGCGCUCAGUCCCCCCAGUGCCUUCCCCCCCUGCCAUCCGCGCUCAGUCCCCCCAGUGCCUCCCCCCCGUGCCAUCCGCGCUCAGUCCCCCCAGUGCCUUCCCCCCAUGCCAUCCGCGCUCAGUCCCCCCAGUGCCUUCCCCCCAUGCCAUCCACGCUCAGUCCCCCCAGUGCCUUCCCCCCGUGCCAUCCGCGCUCAGUCCCCCCAGUGCCUUCCCCCCAUGCCAUCCACGCUCAGUCCCCCCAGUGCCUUCCCCCCGUGCCAUCAACGCUCAGUCCCCCCAGUGCCUUCCCCCCGUGCCAUCCACGCUCAGUCCCCCCAGUGCCUUCCCCCCGUGCCAUCCGCGCUCAGUCCCCCCAGUGCCUUCCCCCCGUGCCAUCCGCGCUCAGUCCCCCCAGUGCCUUCCCCCCGUGCCAUCCGCGCUCUCCCCCCCGUGGCAGAGCUACGGGCACCGCGUGCGGCUGGCGUCGCACAGCAACUACGGCGAGUUGGUCAUGGCAGGCGGGCUCGAGUUGGUCAUGGCAGGCGGGCUCGAGUUGGUCAUGGCAGGCGGGCUCGAGUUGGUCAUGGCAGGCGGGCUCGAGUUGGUCAUGGCAGGCGGGCUCGAGUUGGUCAUGGCAGGCGGGCUCGAGUUGGUCAUGGCAGGCGGGCUCGAUCGAGUUGGUCAUGGCAGGCGGGCUCGAGUUGGCAUGCAGGCAGACAUGGUGAAGAACAAGGGCUUCCUGCCAUCGAGCAGCGCGGAGGUAGUACAGCAGUGGCAGCAGCUCGAGUCCAUCAUCUUCUCCACCUGGCCCGCCUGCACCCACCCCGACCUCGCCAGCAACGGCGCCCCCUUCCGUGCCGAUGCCAUCAUCGCCAACCCCCCCGUGUACGGUCACACCACAGUGGCGGAGGCCCUGCAAGUGCCCCUCCACAUGUUCUUCACAUGGCGUGGAGGUACGCUCUGGCGUGGAGGUACGCUCUGCCGUGGAGGUACGCUCUGCCGUGGAGGUACGCUCUGCCGUGGAGAGUACCCGCAUCCCCUGGCUGGCGAGAAGCCCGCCUACACAGGCUAUGAGAACCAGGUGCGCUGCCGGGCUUUAAGAACCAGGUGCGCUGCCGAGCUUUAA
Molecule: messenger RNA, 1656 nt
Organism: Closterium sp. Naga37s-1
Lineage: Eukaryota; Viridiplantae; Streptophyta; Zygnematophyceae; Desmidiales; Closteriaceae
Source: the annotation of a GenBank genome assembly